This is a messenger RNA of Symbiodinium sp. CCMP2592, 753 nucleotides long. Lineage: Eukaryota; Dinophyceae; Suessiales; Symbiodiniaceae. The record is from the annotation of a GenBank genome assembly.
GAGCAAGACGGCAAAGGUGGAGGAAAGUCGCAGCAGCAAGCGGCAGCAACAGAUCAGUCGCAAGACGGCAAAGCUGCAGGCAAGCCGCAGGAGCAAGACGGCAAAGGUGGAGGAAAGUCGCAGCAGCAAGCGGCAGCAACAGAUCAGUCGCAAGACGGCAAAGCUGCAGGCAAUCCGCAGGAGCAAGACGGCAAAGGUGGAGGAAAGUCGCAGCAGCAAGCGGCAGCAGCAGAUCAAGGCAAGUCGCAGCAGCCUGCGUCAACAUAUGAUCCAGCCCAGUGGGUAGACUUUGGUAAAGCAGGUACAGCAGGCAAGCAUCCAGCUCAUGAAAGGAAGGUGUGGUGGGACGCACAGAAGGAACAACAGCAGAGCAGAGCAGCAGAAAAAGAAAAAAAGCCUGUCGCGAAAGCCAGCAACGGCCUGGCACAAGCCCCACCGAGCGACUGGGCAAAGCAGCAGUGGGCAGUCAUCCGCCGAAUGUUUUACGAGGCUCCUGCCGUAGCCGACGUCCUCCUUCGGCUGGGGGUUGACGGGGCGGCCUUCAACGCUGUCCUGAACGUCCAGCUGCACCCCUCGCCAAGGGGGAAGGCCUACGUGGCCGAGCUGUGCGACAAGCUCGUAAAGGAGGACAACGAGAUCGACAACCCGAGCAGCUACCUGAUGAGGUGGCAGCAGGAGAAGACUCGACUUCUCAGUUGGCAGGAGUCGGGCUCUUGGGACGAGGCAGAGAGCAAGUAUCUCUGUCAUAGUUAG